This is a messenger RNA of Maylandia zebra (zebra mbuna), 809 nucleotides long. NCBI's taxonomy places the organism in Eukaryota, Metazoa, Chordata, Actinopteri, Cichliformes, Cichlidae. The record is from RefSeq and is a predicted model, not a curated record.
UACUGUUUUUAUCUUCAUAUCUUUCAUAUUUGUCCACCUAAACAAUGCUUUAAUGAUACAGUUUGAGAAGUUUGAUAUGAAUUUAUCCAACUGACUUGAAAAUGAAACUGACAACUGUCCUGUAAUCUUACACAGAGAAACCAAAUCCUGCGUCUUUGCCUUGACAGACGCCUAAAAUGGCUCGAGCUGUGGCAAAGGAGAAGCUCCCACACUCAUCCAGUGGAGACCGUUGUGCUCUGGACAAUGAAGUUCCCGCUUUCAUGUUCAGACCUAUCAGUGCACCUGCAUGUGAGCUCCCAAGUCCACCACCUGCUGAUGCCAGCUUUCAUUCAAAGGACACAAACAAGAUCAUUCACCCAGAUUUGAAAAAUGAUCGUUCAUCCCUGGAUGAUGAAGUGGCGUUUUUCAUGUGUCCUACUGAUGUUCCUCUGCCUCCGAGACCUCCACCCACUGCAGAGUUACGUCUCUGCAGAAAGCGCAGAUAUUCUGCUGUUUUUUCUGUGGAGGAUGAAGAGGAACAUUUGAUGCCUAAACGCAUGAGGCUGAUGAGUUCUGAUGUUCCACUUUCUUCAAGUCCUCCACCUGCUGAUGACAGCUUUCAUUCAAAGGACACAAACAAGAUCAUUCACCCAGAUUUGAAAAAUGAUCGUUCAUCCCUGGAUGAUGAAAUAAGAGGUCUGAGUUACCUCUCAGCUCCCCCCAAGGCCAUCCACCAUCACCGGUCAAUAAUAAUGACACUGACCAGUGUACCAUUCUGCUGCCUCCUGAAAUCCCAGUACCUCCAAGUCCUGCCCCUGUUGGAGUUCUAG